Messenger RNA from Podarcis muralis (Common wall lizard), 2744 nucleotides. It is a transcript of the gene ELF1, whose product is annotated as E74 like ETS transcription factor 1. The record is from RefSeq and is a predicted model, not a curated record. Gene Ontology annotation, biological process: cell differentiation; regulation of transcription by RNA polymerase II. NCBI's taxonomy places the organism in Eukaryota, Metazoa, Chordata, Lepidosauria, Squamata, Lacertidae. Gene Ontology annotation, molecular function: DNA-binding transcription factor activity, RNA polymerase II-specific; sequence-specific DNA binding. Gene Ontology annotation, cellular component: nucleus.
GAGCGUGCCGUCUGUAUGCUCCACUUUGCUUCUGCAAUUGUUCGGCCUUUGCUCUCCAACUAGUUAAGGUGUGGCUGGCUGAUUCAGGUUGUUCUCUCUUUCCCCUCUUACCUGAAGAUUUGCAUGUUUGACCUGGUGGAGUAAUUGGGCCCACAGCAACCUGGGCGUGCCUCUCUGAGAAACAUUUAGUUUCAUGUAUGACUCAUAAGCUGAAGCACACACACCACUUCCCCAAUCUACAGAAGCCAUUUUAACUGCACAAAACUGCUGGAUUACUUUUUACUGUCUAGCUUUUGGGACUCUGCAAACAUCUUAGAUCAAGUGGCCUUUGGAUUACAAGAGUAUUCAGGAAGGCAUUUUCUAAUUGACCUGUCUGUGAAUAGUAGAAUCCAGGAAGAUUGUAUAAGAAUCUGGGUACCUGAGUAACUUCAAGAUCGUCUACCCCACACAACUCAUUCCUGAUGAUAAACUCUGUUUCUUUACAUUGAAGGAGCAUUUUCCCCACAUGCAGAACUGAAAUCUUGGAAUGCUUUAUUAUGGCAGCAGCUGUACAGCAGAAUGACCUAAUGUUUGAAUUUGCCAGUAAUGUUAUGGAGGAUGAUCAACAGCUGGGUGAUCCAUCAAUCUUUCCUGCUGUCAUUGUGGAACAGGUACCAAGUGCAGACCUCCUGAACAAUUACUCUGGUUUGUCCUGUGUUGCUGAACCCAGCGACAUGAUAACAGAGAACUCGCUGGAUGUUGCAGAAGAAGAAAUUAUAGAAGAUGAUGAUAUCACCCUUACAGUUGAAGCGUCUUGUCAGAAUGGAGAUGAAACAAUGCAAACCAUCGAAGCUGCUGAAGCUCUUCUUAAUAUGGAUUCUCCUGGCCCAAUGCUGGAUGAGAAGAGAUCAACCCAUGGGUUUGGGAUGGAGGAGGAUGUUGACCUUGGUCCUAUAACUCAUGUGUCAGUCACACUAGAUGGGAUUCCAGAGGUGAUGGAAGUUCACCAAAUCCAAGAUGCAUUUGCUGAAUCCCCAAGCACUCUAGCACUUGAGCAACCAAAAAAGAGAAAAGGGAAGAAACCCAAAGCUCCGCGACCAGAAUCUCCUACUCUGACUCCAAACAUAUCAGUGAAAAAGAAAAGCAAAGAUGGGAAGGGAAACACAAUUUACCUUUGGGAGUUCUUGCUAGCUCUGCUUCAGGACAAAGCCACUUGUCCGAAGUACAUAAAAUGGACUCAGAGGGAAAAGGGCAUUUUUAAGCUUGUGGAUUCCAAGGCCGUGUCGAGGUUGUGGGGAAAGCACAAAAACAAACCCGAUAUGAAUUAUGAAACAAUGGGCAGGGCUCUCAGAUAUUAUUACCAAAGAGGCAUUCUGGCCAAAGUAGAAGGACAACGUUUGGUGUAUCAGUUUAAAGAAAUGCCAAAAGACCUUGUUUACAUAGAUGAUGAAGAUCCAAGUUUGAGUACAGAUUCCCCUGAUUCAUCUUUACAAUCAGCACCUGUUGGUAAUAGAAACCAAAUGGGCAGGUCUAAAACAUCUUCAAACAUGGCACAAAAAGGAACAUCUGCUGCUGUUUUAAAGACUCCAGUCAACUCCAAGUCUGCCAGGCUUAAGCAGCCCAUUGAAAAUUUUCAACAGCAGCUGCCCACCGUGACAUCAGAAGUGUUGAGGACGGUGCAGCCUAGUCAGCCAGUCCAUCCAACUCAGCUUUAUCGGACAGUUCAUUUAAUGCACCCCGUGCAACCCAUUCCAGAAGGACACACAGCUGUGAGCAGUAACAUGCUGGAGGAGAACAUAAGGACUAUCCAAGCCCCAAGCCAAGUUCCGGUUGUUGUGUCUCCAGGGAAUCACCAGCAGCUGCAUACAGUAACACUCCAGACAGUGCCUCUAACCACAGUGAUAGCCAGCGCAGAUCCAACAUCCACCACAACACCCCAAAAGUUUAUUCUACAAGCCAUCCCAACUUCACAGCCCAUGACUGUGCUUAAAGAGAACAUUAUGCUGCAGUCUCCCAAGCCAGUCUCUCCUCCUUCAUCCAUUGUCUUCAGUCCUGCUCAGGUUCACCAAGUUCUCACCAGCAACGUGCAGACCAUUUGCAAUGGAACAGUCAACAUGGCUUCUUCUCCAUCCUUCAGCACUGCUACCCCGGUGGUAACUUUUACGCCCAGCAAUUCACACGUUGUUGCUCAGCCGUCCAACACUGUGAUCACUUCCGUCAUUAAAGCUCCAGAAAUGAAACCAACUGUUAUACAAGGAGUGAUAAAAUCAGAGGCAGAGGAUAACACAGUGGAAGAAUGCAAACACUCAGAGCAAGGCUUCCAACAGCAGCCUUUGAUGGUGGUGGUAUCAAACUCCAAUGGAUUUCCCUCUUCUGUGCAAAUUAAGCAAGAAAGUGAACAGUUGGAGCAAAGUUCAUACAAGUAAAGGGUUUUUUGUGUGUGAUGGGACUUCAUCAGCUGUUUAUGUAUAAUUUGAUUCCAAAGCAGGCAUUACAAAGCUACUUUAAUUUCUGAAAUUAAUUUAGAAGUAAUACAAUACACUUAAUUUCAGUGUUUUGUUUGCUAAAUGAUAUAAAAUAUUAAUGUUUAAAAAUGCAAGCUUGAAGGAAUAUGGCAUUUAUGUUUUUUAGAUCACUGUCCAAAAAAUCUUAAUUUCAUACACUUCAUGCGUUAUUUGUCUAUCUUGCUAUCUUGCAUAAUAAUAUAACCAUUGCUGUAAUCAGUGCUUGAAAAUAAUAAAUUUCUACAAAGAUGUUUUCACCCA